Molecule: messenger RNA, 767 nt
Organism: Raphanus sativus (radish)
Lineage: Eukaryota; Viridiplantae; Streptophyta; Magnoliopsida; Brassicales; Brassicaceae
Product: non-specific lipid transfer protein GPI-anchored 3-like
Exons: 3
Coding region: 74-628 (184 amino acids)
Source: RefSeq, a predicted model, not a curated record
CAUUCAAACACAAGAUAAAGAAACAGUCUUACAAGAACUACAUACGUUGUUUCAAAGCUCUUUGUUUUUCAAAAUGGAGAAUAUUGUAAGAUUCGCGGUCACCAUCAUUUUUGUACUUUACUCUGUAUCAUCAUCACACGCCGCAACUACGUCACCGAGCGGUGGAGGCGGCGGAGGAGGAGAUGCUCAAGCAAUGCCGUGUAUACAGAAACUUAUGCCGUGUCAGCCGUUUCUUCACUCGGUGAUUCCACCACCGCCUCCAUCGUGCUGCCUGCCAAUGAGGGAGAUCGUCGCCAAUGACGCGACGUGUCUUUGCUCCGUCUUUAACAACGUAGAUAUGCUCAAAUCGCUUAACCUCACUAAAGACAAUGCUCUUGAUCUCCCUAAAGCCUGUGGCGCUAACCCUGACAUCUCACUAUGCAAAGCCAGUCCCGUGGGUGGUACUACUACGCCUUCGACAUCUCCGGCAACUCCAAAAACUCCUCCGGUGUCUUCCACUGGAAGCGGUUCCACCGGAGCUUCAUCAGCUUCUUCAACAUCCACACCAACAAGCUCUGCUCCGGCCAUCAACUUUGCUAAACUAAGCUUCGCAUCGACUAUUGUGGCAUUGGCAACAACCGUUUUCUGAUCGACUACUAUAUAUAUAUAUUAUUACAUAACGUCUUUAUUCAUUAUUAGAUAGGUUUAAUUUGUUUUAAAUUAUGUUUGGUAACUUAAUAUUCAUAUGUAAUGAAAAAAUUCUAAUAAUAUUAAUGACUUCCAACAGC